AUGGCAGGGCAAAGUGGGCACCAGUCCUCACUGGAGGAGCUGAACCGUCUGAGGACGCAGUAUAAUGAUACUGGGAUCACAACGCAGUCUAUGGCCACGCAGCGCUUGUUUUUCGACUCCUAUGGCAGGCAGAAGCGUGGACCUCCGACGCCAGUGGCUUCCAGUUUGAACACACCGCAAGAGGGCGCGACGGAUCGUGAUGAAGCAGCGCGUGCCUCUGACAAUCCGCCGUUGGUGGUUCCGGUGACGCUGCAGGACCACACCGCCAUGCAAGCAGUCGCCGCACACAUGGGUGUUGACUGCAACAACCCGCAAGCGGUGGCGGUGGUGAGGCCGGAAAUGUACGGCAUGGUAUUUCAGCUGGAAGGAGCCCUGCGGUACAUGAAUGAUCAACUCUUCGCUACCAGAGCAGAGUUGAACUUCAUGGCCAGGGAGAACCGCAUGCAGCAAAAGCAUGCCAGUGGUCUUAUGUUGGUGACGACAGGAUGGCCAACAGACCUGCAGCCAUCACAACGGGAAGACCACACCGCCGCGGAGCCGGAGAUGUGGUUCAACGUUUUGCAAGUUGAUCCUACCACGGUCCCGCAGUCGCAUGGUUUCUUUUCGGCAAUGACCAUGGUCACGUUCAAAGCGUGGGACCUUCGGUCUGCCUUUUUGUCCAGAUCCGGAGGGCAGUCAGGAACCCCUCUGUAUCUGGACCCGACCACACCGCGCGCAGGGAAACACAUACGUGUUUCCCCUUGUGCGCCCCAGUGGCAGCGUAAGCUUGAAGCCCCGCUGCGCGUAGUGAUCGCGGUGAUCAACGCACAUGCGGAUUAUCAAGGACAGCGCUUGAUAAUCCUCUGGAAGUCCUUGACCGUGAUGGCUCCGACCGACUCUCCGGAUUUUAAUCCCGACCACACCGCCUUUGCUCGCUUGUUUUACGAGGAGCAAGGGGGGGCUUUUAAAGGUCGCCUGGAAGUCUCGGCAGAAUUGGCAAGGCUGAUGCAAUCCCCGGCUACAACGCUUGCGGCCAAUGAUGAGAACGGCUCGAAUGAGUCGCUUUGGAACGAGAAGUGGAAUGAGGUGAUUUGGGGCCCACAGCUUGAGAUGGACCAAAUGGAGUCUCAGGCUUACACCCAGGCCAAAAAUGAAGCCCGGGCCGGAGGCCGUGGCACAAUGUACGGGGGCGGUCGAAAGCACUGGUCCUCGACCUUACUCCACAACUCGUACUUUUCCCCGUAUCCCUUUAGCAUUGAAAUCAAUGCUGUUGACCACAUCGCCUUCGUGUGGGAUGAGAUCUGCGACAAAGCAGGAAACCCACAGGAAAAGGUGGGAGAUGUCAAGGCCUGCACGUAUGGGGGAAAGCCCGUGGUCACCGGAGAUGUGAACAUGGGCGAUGAGAUGGGACCAGAUCCUUUUGCCAAAGCGGCGGCACCGGCAGCGCCCUCAGUUGCCAAAGGCAAAGGCAAGGGAUCCUGA
Symbiodinium sp. CCMP2592 is the source of this 1461-nucleotide messenger RNA. The record is from the annotation of a GenBank genome assembly. Lineage: Eukaryota; Dinophyceae; Suessiales; Symbiodiniaceae.